This is a messenger RNA of Rhinocladiella mackenziei CBS 650.93, 1095 nucleotides long. RefSeq lists its product as uncharacterized. Gene Ontology annotation, biological process: deadenylation-dependent decapping of nuclear-transcribed mRNA. The transcript is spliced from 2 exons. Gene Ontology annotation, molecular function: hydrolase activity; RNA 7-methylguanosine cap binding. NCBI's taxonomy places the organism in Eukaryota, Fungi, Ascomycota, Eurotiomycetes, Chaetothyriales, Herpotrichiellaceae. The coding region runs from base 1 to 1095 and encodes 364 amino acids. The record is from RefSeq and is a predicted model, not a curated record. Gene Ontology annotation, cellular component: P-body; nucleus.
AUGGCAUCUCAACCGGAAACAAAAUCCGAGGCCGAAGCACUGGUGCCUCAAUUCCGACUUGAAAAGGUGCUCAAUCAAGAUCAAAAUGGCCGCCGCAUUUCCCUCUUGGGCACCAUCGCCUCUCAACCCGCCCUCAUCACACUGGAACGAGCAGCUUUUCCCAGCGAACCAGCCCUCGUCUCAUCUCUCCUCGACUCUCUGACCAAUACCAGCAACUUGGGCGCCAACGAUAUCUACCGCUGGUACAUGGCGAACCGGUCCAUCAAGCCGUCCUUCACGACCACGACCACCAGCACCCCACCAACAACACCAAAUCCAGAAAUCCCCGACCUAAAACUCAACCUCAUCUACCCAUGUACCCCUCAACAUAUCCGCAAAUACUCCGCCCAGCGCGUGCGCAUGGUCACCGAGACCCCUGCCAUCUACUCCGCCCAUAUCCGUCCGUACAUGACUAGUCAACGCGCUCUGGGCCGUCUCGACUGGGUCUACAACAUCCUCAACGGGAUCACCGAGCAAGAAGACAUUAUCGCCCGCAUUGAGUGGGAUGACUCGGCCUCUCCCUCCCCCUCCAGUACUGGUUUCUUGCUCCUGCCCGAUCUAAACUGGGAUCGCAAAAGCGUGCAAGGCAUGCACUUACUCGCCCUGGUUCAACGGCGCGAUAUCUGGUCUUUACGCGACUUGCGCCGCAAACAUGUCCCCUGGCUAAAACACGUCCGUGACCAGAUCGUCAACGCGGUUGUGACGAAGGUAUUCCCUGGAGAAAUGGAGGCUGAUGAAAUCAAGUGCUACGUACAUUAUCAACCGACCUAUUAUCAUUUUCAUAUCCAUGUGGUACAUGUGAUGUUGGAGGCCGGGACGACGCAGAGUGUAGGCAAGGCGUUUGGGUUGGCGAAUGUCAUUGCGCAGCUCGAAAGUUUAUGGAGUGGCACGUCCGAGGAUAGGGAGGAAGCCGGAAUGCAUCAGGUGGAUCUGACGUAUUUUCUGGGCGAGGAAAGUGAGUUGUGGAAGAAGUGUUUUGGAAAGUUGAAGAUGGGUCAAGAGGUGGAUUUGAACAAGCCCGAACAUAACUUCGCACAGAAAGAUAAUAGGUGGUAG